Molecule: messenger RNA, 1420 nt
Organism: Linum trigynum
Lineage: Eukaryota; Viridiplantae; Streptophyta; Magnoliopsida; Malpighiales; Linaceae
Source: the annotation of a GenBank genome assembly
CUCCUUCCUUUCCCUAGUUCCCAUACUUGUUCAACCCGCUCUUUCUCUGUCUCUCUCUCUUUUUUCAGUAAUGGCUUCUUCUUCUUCAGCGGAGGAUCACGGCCUCCUCCUCGGCCUAACCCUUUCCACCGCCCACCGCAACCACAUCACCGCCGCCGCCAACCUCAACGGCGUCCACAGUUUCGAGCCUUCCCUCAGCCUCACCCUCCUCUCCGGUACCGAUCACGCCGACCAAGUUUCCGAUGCUGAUGCGGCGGUCAAGAAAGGAACUGGAUGUGCCCGGCAGGAGGCGUCGCCGCCCAACAGCGCGGUGUCGUCGUUCUCGGCGGCCAGCGGCGGGGGUAGGAUGGUGAUCGUGAAGAGGGAGAGGGACGGUCUCAGCUCCACCGACGAGAUGGAUACGGCGGAGAGGGUGGUCUCGUCGUCCAGGGCCAGCGACGACGACGACGACGGAGGGUCAACCGCCGCCGCCCGGAAAAAGCUGCGUCUCACGAAAGAUCAGUCCGCCCUUUUGGAAGAGAGCUUCAAGCAUCACUCCACCCUUAACCCCAAGCAAAAGCAAGCUCUGGCAAGGCAGUUAAAUCUGCGGCCCAGGCAGGUUGAAGUUUGGUUCCAGAACAGGAGGGCCAGGACGAAACUGAAGCAGACGGAGGUGGAUUGUGAGUUCCUGAAGAAGUGUUGCGAGACGCUGACCGACGAGAACAGGAGGCUGCACAAGGAGCUUCAGGAUUUGAAGGCUCUCAAACUGCCACCACCGCAGGCCGCAGCUGCGGCGGCGGCGCAGUUUUACAUGCACAUGCCGGCGGCCACCCUCUCUAUGUGCCCCUCUUGCGAGAGGGUCGGUGGCCCCGCCGCCGGAUCUGUUGCCCCGGCAGCUUCCACCGCCGGUGGCGCUGAUCAUCAUCGUGGAGGUGGUUCUGAUGGUAAUAGCGCCUUCUCCAUUGCUCAAAAGCCUCAGUUCUUCAAUCCGUUCACGAACCCCUCUGCAGCGUGCUGAUUUGUCGGGGGAAAGAAAACGACAACCUCGACAGAACCAAAAAACAAAAAGAAAAGGAUGCAUGUUGUCUAGAUAUAGGUAAGAAAUGAUCAAGAGGAUAUUAGUUAUUGAUGAUUAUAUAGAAGGAGAAAGGAUUUCAGAGAAGAAGAACAUAUAUACAAAGAUUAAAGGACAAGUAAACUUUAAUUACCCCAACAAUCCCUCUGUUUUUUGGUGAGGGGAUGGUACAAGUGGUGAAAGAUGAAGACUAAUUACUGUAAUUAACUUUUUGUUACUUCUUUUAGAAGAAGGGAGAAAAAAAGGUUAGUUAGAAUAAUGGUAGAAGUUGUUUCUUUCUUUAUUUUACCGCUUAGUUACUCCUACUUUCUGUACUUACAACUUUCAUGUAUAUAUUUAUUGAUUUGUAUCGUUAAUAUUACUAGU